CAUCUACAAUUAUAUCACUAGUGUACCCUCCCUGUCACUAUAGACUCUGAGAUCUGUCUCAUUAUUCCGCUUCGUCCCUAGUCCGUCCUCGUGACCUAUAUAUUGAACGUGUCAUACCAAUUCUACGCUGUAUACCAGUACGCUCUGAGCACUACCAAAUGGUUAUGGAUAUCACCAAGGUCUCUGAGCCUCCUAUGGUGCACACUGAACUCCCGGAAGAGCUUCUCGCUACCGCGGUUCCUCCUAGUGACAUCCUUAUUGCGCCGCUUGACCUAGAAGAAAGCCCCAAGAUUCGCACAAAGCUGCGUCUAUACAUUAUCCUAACGGCGCUCUAUCUCGCCCUGUUCCUAUCCGCCCUCGAUACAACCAUUAUCGCACAAUCAAUUCCGACAAUAUGCACUGAUCUGUGCUCUGCUGCGGGCUACGUUUGGAUUGGCAGCGCCUACCUGCUGGCCAACGCCGCUACGGGUCCAAUCUGGGCGAAAUUCAGUGACAUUUGGGGCCGUAAGCUUGUGCUCCUUACAGCAGUCAGCUUAUUUGUAGCCGCCAGUAUACUUGCGGCGCUAAGCAUCAAUAUGCCCCUGCUGAUUGCUGGACGAGCGCUGCAAGGCGUAGCUAGCGGUGGCCUGGUGCAAUUAUCGAUCAUCAUCAUCUCAGAUCUCUUCAGUGUGCGCAAGCGAUCACUAUAUCUGGGCUUCUCUGGUUUUGUGUGGGCUCUGGCUGGAUCCGCUGGACCGCUGAUCGGGGGAGCCUUCACACAGUCCGUUACUUGGCGCUGGUGCUUCUGGAUCAAUGUACCCAUAUGUGGCAUCACGUUUGGCCUUUUGCUACUUUUCCUGGACGUGAAUAACCCGCUCACGAAGCUAGGCGAAGGCCUCAGGGUCGUUGAUUGGUUUGGAAUCCUCUCUAUCCUGGCAAUAACCACUCUACUUCUCGUUGGACUGGAUUUCGGCGGGACGAUAUUUCCCUGGAAUAGCCCGAAAGUCAUCUGCUUGAUUGUGUUCGGGAUGUUAAUAAUCGGCUUCUUCCUCUUAAACGAGAAACGCCUGGCCAAAUACCCCCUCAUGCCGCUGGUCGUGUUUAAAAGCUGGUCUAACGAUGCAGUUUUCCUUGUCGUCUUUUCGCACGGUAUGGUCCUCAUCGGCAUCGAAUAUUAUAUGCCGCUAUACCUUCAAAGCGUACAACAAGCCUCGCCUCUCCGGAGCGGCGUUUUACUACUACCACUAAUAGUAGUACAAGCCGUCGGCGAAAUUAUAGCCGGCUUCCUAAUUCAUCGCACAGGCUGCUAUAGAGAGUUCAUAUGGGCUGGUUCACUACUCAUGAUGAUAGGGACAGGGCUGUACAUAUUUUUUGGAGCUGAGACGUCGGUUGCAGUAGUCGUUGGAUUGGAAAUCGUUGGUGCUCUCGGCCCUGCACUUCUUUUCCAAGCGCCUACGGUUGCUAUCCAGAAUACUGUUAGCCAGGGUGAUACUGCGGCAGCCACCGCAUCUUUGCUGUUUCUCCGGAGCAUUGCCAUGUCACUGUCUAUUGUAGUCGGCGGUGUGGUAUUCCAAAACAGUAUGGAUGCUCGGCAAUCAUCUCUUGCUGCCGCUGGCCUCAGCGCAUCUGUCCUCGAGGCCCUAUCGGGUAGCCAGGCAGUAGCAAACGUGGGCAUCACGCAGUCGAUCCAGGACGCUUCACAACGUCAAUUGGUCUUAGAGGCUUUCGCGUGGAGUAUGAGGAACAUGUUCAUAUUGUAUACGUGCUUGGCGGCUAUUGCCGUAGUAGCCAGUAUGUUCAUCAAGCACCGAAAACUGAACACGGAGCACACCGAGACGACGACGGGAAUACAGCAUUUGGCAAAGGUUAAAAUUGCUAAAGAGUGAUUGAAAAGGAAACGCAAGCUUAAUUUUGCAAUAUUAGCCCCUUUUUAAGAAAGAAGAACGCUUUCUGGUUACCUAUCCUGAAUAAGCAUUAUCCUCCAUCUCUCUAAACCAAGCCUUGUCCUCUUCUUCUUCCUCCUCCUACUUCUUACCUCCACCCAUAGCUUUCUUCUCUACGUUCUUAGCUAACAACUCAUCAGGAGUGCCAACCUCCAGCACUUUACCCUUGUA
This is a messenger RNA of Pseudomassariella vexata, 2093 nucleotides long. Its product is annotated as MFS multidrug transporter-like protein. Gene Ontology annotation, molecular function: transmembrane transporter activity. The transcript is spliced from 2 exons. Lineage: Eukaryota; Fungi; Ascomycota; Sordariomycetes; Amphisphaeriales; Pseudomassariaceae. The record is from RefSeq and is a predicted model, not a curated record. The coding region runs from base 159 to 1865 and encodes 568 amino acids. Gene Ontology annotation, biological process: transmembrane transport.